Molecule: messenger RNA, 1837 nt
Organism: Histoplasma capsulatum G186AR
Lineage: Eukaryota; Fungi; Ascomycota; Eurotiomycetes; Onygenales; Ajellomycetaceae
Exons: 3
Coding region: 1-1551 (516 amino acids)
Biological process (GO): transmembrane transport
Cellular component (GO): membrane
Molecular function (GO): transmembrane transporter activity
Source: RefSeq, a predicted model, not a curated record
AUGAGUGCCAAAACGCAAGCCGUAGCAGAUAAGCCAGUUCGCGAUGUGAGUGGCAGCGAUGACAUUGCCGUCACAACUUUUAGCAACGGCGCCGUUUCCGUGACGCAUGAAGAUAUUCUCGACAAAACCGUCCUUGGCUAUGGUGCUUUGUUUGGCCUCCAGGAAAGUACUGGCCUUACUGGAAAUCGGUAUUCCCUCGUAGGGUCUAUCGGCCCUAUUGCGCAGCUGGCAUGGCAGCCUUUCUCCAUGUUCUUAAUCGUCAAAGUGCCGCCGCGCAUCCUCAUGUCAACCCUCGUCCUUGGGAUGGGAAUUUCACAAGGAGCUAUAGCAGCAUCUUACAAUUACGUAGGGCUUCUCGCCAGCUGCUUCUUUCUGGGUUUGUUUCAGGCAGGUUGUCUUCCCCUUUUCAGUAUCAUCACCAGCCAGUGGUAUCGCCGUGUGGAGCAACCACUCCGUGUGGCAGCAUGCCAUUUCAUUUGGGUUGGGCCACAUCCCGUCCGAGAGACUUCAAUCAUGGCAGAUGUACGAGAUAGCCCUCAGCUCCCCUGGCCCCUGGCCCUCUUCAAGUACAGCAAUACUAAACAGGCGCGUUGUAGACUGUUCCUUUUCACCAGUCUCAUCACUCUCAUAACCGCCCCUUUUGUCUACUGGAAAUUAGAUAACAACAUCCAUACCGCCCGCUUUCUGACAGAGGAGGAAAAAGCCCAGGCGGUCGAACGCCUACGCGCAAACCAAACGGGAACAGGCGCUGGCCACAAAGAAUUCAAAUGGUCGCACGUCAUCGAAGCUGUCAGAGAGCCAAAAACGUAUCUCUGGAUAGCCAUGAGUCUGCUCCUCAGCGUGGGCUCCGCGGUGACGAAUGUAUUUGGGCCGCUCAUACUCAACGGACUGGGCUAUGACAAAUACCACUCCUCUCUCCUCAACAUCCCCUUCGGUGCCAUCCAGCUAAUCGCCAUCCUGGUCACUUCACACGUCGCUCAAAAAUGUCGCGUCAAAUCCGCAAUUCUCGUCCUUUUGAUUCUACCAGUCAUCGCGGGCCUGGCCAUGCUCCACGUCCUGGAUAGAAACCCAUCUCAAAAAUCUACGUUACUAGUUGCGUACUAUAUGCUUGCUAUUCUCUUUGGUGGAGUUCCUCUCAUCGUCGCCUGGAUCGUAGGAAACACGGCCGGAGCGACGAAGCAGUCAGUUAUAACAUCUCUAUACAACGCCGGUUCCUCGGCCGGUAAUAUCAUAGGUCCUCUCCUUUUCAACAAGGCUGAUGCCCCAAGUUAUCACCCCGGUCUGCGCAAUGUGCUUGGGAUCUUCGUCGUGCUGGUGGGGGUCGUACUCCUACAAGCUGGGAAUUUGGUUCUGUUGAAUCAGGUACAGAAAAAGAGAAGAAUUGCGGAUGGCAAGGAGGCGGCUAUAGUGGAUCGGUCGAUGGAGGAACGGUACAUCCACACUGACGAAAGUAAUGGGCAUGGUGGUGCUGGUGGUAGAGAGAAUCCACAAGAUCAUGCUCUUCUCGACUUGACGGAUCGGGAAAACAAUGAGUUUGUGUACAUUUAUUGACGGUGACUCAUUCGUGUUCCCUCUGCUACAUCGCUCUUUGUUCCCCUAUCAAUUCGCUAACUUGACAGGCAUUUAAAAUCUAUAUUAUAACCCGCAAUCCUAACCUAAUCCUGUAUUUUAACAGCUGCAAAUCUUUGAGCGUCGUAUCCGAAGAUGGACUCUUUAGUAAGAUGGAGGACAUCACUCUUUGUAAUACUCUACUUCCCACAAAUGUUCAGGCAUCGUCAUGUGUUAGUAUUUAUAUAUAACAUAACAGUUGAUAAACAAAUGCGCUGGAAGAAACCCU